UGGGUUGGCUGAGAGCAAAGGUCCUGGUGGGAGGGGAGGGCUCGGCUGGGCGGCUGGAGCCCGGGCAGAGCGUGGGGAGCACCCAAGUGGGGCCAGAGGGACAUCGUGUGCAGCAGCGAGGAGCCCGCAGAGGAACAUGGCACUGCUCUCGGGGCUCCUGGUGCUCAGCUUGUUCUGCCUGCACGUGCUCCCUCCUGUGAGCGCCAUGGACCCCUUGGGCCUGCAGCUGAUGAUCGGGCAGGGCCAGGAGAAGCUGUCCCCUCUUUCCCUCCUCGAGUUGGACAACCAGGAGCAUGGUGGCCACACUGCCCUGAACGAGGCCCCAGGAGAAUGCAAGGGGACCCCAACCCCGGAGCAGACCCGCAGGUUGGCCCAGGCCAUGAUGGCCUUCACCAGGGACCUCUUCUCCCUGGUGGCCCGAAGCUCCACCAGGCCCAACCUCGUCCUGUCGCCUCUGAGUGUGGCCCUGGCACUGUCUCACCUGGCACUAGGUGCUCAGAACCAAACGCUGCAGAGGCUGCAGCAGGUGCUGCAUGCAGACUCAGGGCCCUGCCUCCCCUACCUGCUCAGCCGCCUCUGCCAGGAUCUGGGCCCUGGGGCUUUCCGACUGGCUGCCAGAAUGUACCUGCAGAAAGGAUUUCCCAUCAAAGAAGACUUCCUGGAACAAUCAGAAGAGCUCUUUGGUGCAAAGCCCAUGAGCCUGACCGGAAGGAAGGGGGAUGACCUGGCGAACAUCAACCAGUGGGUGAAGGAGGCCACGGAGGGCAAGAUUGAGGAUUUCCUCUCAGACCUGCCGGAGGACACAGUGCUGCUUCUCCUCAAUGCCAUCCAUUUCCAGGGCUUCUGGAGGAGCAAGUUCGACCCGAAUCUCACCCAGAGGGACACUUUCCACCUGGACGAGCAGUUCACGGUGCCGGUGGACAUGAUGCAAGCCCGCAUGUACCCGCUGCGCUGGUUCCUGCUGGAGCAGCCCGAGAUCCAGGUGGCUUAUUUCCCCUUUAAGAACAACAUGAGCUUCGUGGUCAUGGUGCCCAUCCACUUCGAGUGGAACGUGUCCCAGGUGCUGGCCAACCUGAGCUGGGACAUCCUGCACCAGCCCUUGCUGCGGGAGAGGCCCACCAAGGUCCAGCUGCCUAAGCUGCAUCUGAAAUACCAGCUGGACCUGGUGGCCACUCUCAGCCAGCUGGGCCUGCAGGGGCUGUUCCAGGCCCCGGAUCUGCGUGGGAUCUCGGACGAGAGCCUGGUGGUGUCCAGCGUACAGCAUCAGUCCACGCUGGAGCUCAGUGAGGCCGGCGUGGAGGCGGCCGCGGCAACCAGCACGGCCAUGUCCCGCAUGUCCCUCUCCUUCAGCGUGAACCGUCCCUUCCUCUUCUUCAUCCUUGAGGACACCACGAGCCUGCCCCUCUUCGUGGGCAGUGUGAGGAACCCCAACCCUGGUGCACAGCCAGAGCGCAAGGAGCAGCAAGAUUCCCCUGACAGCAGGUACCCCUUCUGGAACCAGAAAGCCUUCCCCCGUGGAGACAAGCCCUUCUACCCGGACUUGAAACUCGCGCCCCCCUCUGAGGAGGAGGAUUACCCCCAACCUAGCGGCCCCAAGUGAGGGGCUGUGGCCGCGAGCAUCCUGAGUCCCUGCUUGGACCAGCCUCUCAACUCGUGUGACUCUUUCCAAACAGCUUUGUGGGAUUAGGGGCAGGGCCUGGGUGGACAGCCUGGGAGAGAGUGGAGGGGAGCCGUCCUCUCCUCUCCUUUUUGGGGGAGUCUGGGGUGGGGUGGUGCCAGGGAACCCUGAGCUUGAUCCUGCAUCCUCUCUUCCAAAGGGGCUCAGAGGAUGUCCUAAUUUGGGGUUUGGGUGGAGGGGCAGCUAUGGUUCCUUUUGUGGGGAAGGUAGGUAUGCCAUUCCCUCAAUUGGCUGCGACGCCUGCGUGUGUUUACCAGAGAGGGAGGGACCAGCUGGGGAGAGCAGAGAUAGGCCCAGGGGCAGCCCGGGGUGCCCAGCACUGCCGGGGGGUGGGGGGUGGUCAGCCAAUGUGGAUGGAGGUUGAGCACCCCCUACGGCUGCCCCUGCCCUGAGCUGCCUCAGGCCCACCAGGCUCCAGCCGGCCCUGUCACCUCAGUCUCCCUGCUGGUCCUUGGAGGUACCAACACUGCCAGAACUCCCCUUCCUUCCUUUCCCCGCUGCCCCUCUGCCCGGGGGGUGUCUCAGGGACUGAGGGGGUGGGGGGGACAUGAGUUCCCAAAGGCUCUUUUGUAAAGUUUUUGUAGUGAUUUUUAUGCCACCUGAAUAAAGAAUGAAUGGGCC
Sus scrofa (pig) is the source of this 2299-nucleotide messenger RNA. It is a transcript of the gene SERPINF2, whose product is annotated as serpin family F member 2. Lineage: Eukaryota; Metazoa; Chordata; Mammalia; Artiodactyla; Suidae. Gene Ontology annotation, biological process: negative regulation of fibrinolysis; negative regulation of endopeptidase activity. The record is from RefSeq and is a predicted model, not a curated record. Gene Ontology annotation, molecular function: serine-type endopeptidase inhibitor activity.